AUGUCAUCGACCUCCGGGCCCCAGCGUCGAAGCCGGCCCUCUCGCCCGCCCGCCGCAAUCCGCGACAAGGCCCUCGCGGACGGCAAGAAGGCUGGCGCCAGGGGGCGCCACUCCGGCCGCGAUCCGCCGACCGUCAGGCCGCCGCUGCACGACGCGAAUGCCAGGAGCGGAGGCGCGAAGCCCGACGGGCGGAAGCGUCCUCACGCGCCGGCGCCCCCGGCCCCGGGACCGAACGCGGCCGGCGUCGAGGUCGCGGCGCCCUCCAGGGGCGAAGCGCCUUCCGAGGGCGCCUGCGGGGGCCGGUGGAAACUCAGCGACUUUGAGAUCAGCAGGCCGCUGGGACACGGCAAGUUUGGGAACGUGUACCUGGCGAGCGAGAAGAAGAGCGGCACGCUGGUGGCGCUGAAGGUCAUUUUCAAAUCUCAGAUCGAGGGUGAAAAGGUCAGGCAGCAGAUGCGUCGAGAGGUGGAGAUCCAGUCGCACCUCAACCACCCCAACAUUCUUCGCAUGUAUGGCUACUUUUACGACCAGCAACGUGUUUACCUUGUGCUUGAAUACGCAAAGGGGGAGCUGUUCCAGGAGUUGCAGCUACAGAAGACUUUCUCUGAGAGCAUAUCUGCCACGUACGUAGCCUCUCUGGCACGUGCACUGCAAUACCUCAAAGCCAAGCACGUCAUCCAUAGGGACAUUAAGCCGGAGAACCUUUUGGUGGGGCUGGAUGGCCGCCUGAAGCUUGCAGACUUCGGGUGGUCUGUUCAUGCGCCCAAGAGCCGGCGCAAGACCCUGUGUGGCACACUAGAUUACCUGUCACCAGAGAUGGUGAGGGGCAAGCCUUAUGACAGUUCCAUCGAUGUCUGGAGCUUAGGCAUCCUUAUGUAUGAAUUCCUGUUCGGCAAGCCUCCUUUUGAGUCACCCAAUCACCAGCACACCUACCGGCGAAUCAGGGAGGCGGACCUCAGGUGGCCCAAACAACCUGCCAUCAGUGAAGAAGCCAAGGACCUCAUCCGAAAGUUGUUAACUCCAGACCCAGAUAAGCGGCUACCAUUGGAUGAUGUUGUGACUCACCCUUGGAUUCAGGCGAAUAUGGACCCUGCAAGUCUUGACGCAUGUCAAUGA
Messenger RNA from Ostreobium quekettii, 1116 nucleotides. The record is from the annotation of a GenBank genome assembly. NCBI's taxonomy places the organism in Eukaryota, Viridiplantae, Chlorophyta, Ulvophyceae, Bryopsidales, Ostreobiaceae.